Molecule: messenger RNA, 843 nt
Organism: Lactuca saligna
Lineage: Eukaryota; Viridiplantae; Streptophyta; Magnoliopsida; Asterales; Asteraceae
Source: the annotation of a GenBank genome assembly
AUGAGCUUCUUGAAAGCUUCCUUGAGACUUUCCCUGAAGAACCUGCACAGUUAUAACCCACACACUGUACCUUUGAAGAAACAAAUUUGGUAUAACUUCAUCCCUUCAUCACUAAUAUGGGACAGAACCCUUGGGUUGCUAGAGAGAUCAAGAAGAUCCCUUGGGUUACCAGCCACUCCCAAUGCCAUCAUAGAAGAAGAUCCUAUUAUGUGGAUUGGUUUGGAAAUAAAGGCAUUUCUUCAAAAUGUUGGGAAAUCUUUUUGUCCAAAUUAUGUGGAUUGGUUUGGAUUUGAAGCUGCUGAUAUACCUCCAAGAAGUGCUGAUAAAUCAGUUCUUUCCAAAUUUCUACAAACAAAUCCUUCUGAUCAUACUACCUUUAAAUUAAAGCUGCGAACUUUCUUGAUUCGCAACGGGUUGUCGAUUCUUUUCAAAGAAGGUCCAAUUGCCUAUAAAACCUACUACCUCAGGGCAGUGUACAUAAGAAGGAAAUACGAGAACAAACAGUUGUCAUCAUCAAUCUACUUGAGUGAAGCUGAGCCUUUUCUUGAACAAUAUGCCCCUAAUGAAGAAGUAUGGAGCCAGGUCAUGGGGUGGCAUAUCCAUCUUACAAUACAAAACAAAACCACAAUAGAGUUAAAAUUGUGCAGAAGCAUUUCUUAUGCUGCAGUUGCUGCUCAUGUAGAUCAGACUAGCAGGAGGAAAUUAGCACCUUUCCUGGUUCCUUUGUUACUAGGCAUGAUACAAGCUAGACCUAUUGCGCACGAUCUAUUCAUACGAGACUCAAGAUAUCAUAUUUUGGCAUGGCUAAAAGCUUUGGAGGAAACGAGACUCAAGAAAAAGUAA